This is a messenger RNA of Enterobius vermicularis (human pinworm), 294 nucleotides long. NCBI's taxonomy places the organism in Eukaryota, Metazoa, Nematoda, Chromadorea, Rhabditida, Oxyuridae. The record is from the annotation of a GenBank genome assembly.
AUGCGUUCACCAAUAAUAUCCAACAGUUCGUCAUCGUCAUUUCCAUCGACAAGCCUAACCUCAUUUCCAUUGGAAAGAAAGCUUAAAAAGCCAUUAAUGGAAAAAAGGCGUAGAGCUCGAAUGAAUGAAUGCUUGGAACAGCUGAAACAAUUGUUAAUGAAUGCAACACCACAUCAACGAUCAAAAUUUGAAAAAGCAGAUAUUUUGGAGAUGACCAAGUUCAACGACAAUCAUUUUUGGAUGGUUUUUCGAUGGCCACAUUUGCAUGUUUGGAAUUUAUGCAGAAUACUGUAA